This is a messenger RNA of Telopea speciosissima, 3032 nucleotides long. RefSeq names its product nuclear poly(A) polymerase 1-like. Gene Ontology annotation, molecular function: RNA binding; poly(A) RNA polymerase activity. The transcript has 12 exons. The coding region runs from base 695 to 2998 and encodes 767 amino acids. Lineage: Eukaryota; Viridiplantae; Streptophyta; Magnoliopsida; Proteales; Proteaceae. The record is from RefSeq and is a predicted model, not a curated record. Gene Ontology annotation, cellular component: nucleus.
UUCUCUGAUUUUCUCUCUAUGCAUGAUCUUUAAUUGUUUGAGUUUUGCUGAUUUCUAGGGUUUUUUCAUUUUACUUCUCUACGGGAAACUGAAGAAAAUCCCGAGGCUGUAGAACAACCCGGCAAACCAACUGAUGGAGAAAACUGCGUCUUGGCUGCUUGAGAGAUAUAUAUGAACUGCGAGAUUCAAGAUAUAUUUCGUUGUUUUGGCCGCAAUUGUUCGUCUCUGGCUAGAGUUAGCUUAGGGUUUAGUUUUUUGAGAAAUGAAAGCUUUGAUGGCGUUGUAUUGCUUUCUAUGAUCAUCAUAUCAUAUUAAAAGGAAAAAGAAGGGAUUCUUUUUGCUUUUUUUUUCUUUGUUCCAUUUCUUUCUUUGAUGCUGUGUUAUGGAAUUGUAGUUGUAGCGGCGUGCUCGGCUCGAACUGAAUGAAUAAUUUUCCGAUAAAUUUGAACAAUCGGAACUCUGCAGCUGUGUAACUGUGUUAUUAACAAUUCUCUCUCUUUUUUUUCUUUUUUUUUUUUUAAUUUUUUGUUUAUGAUUUUAUCACUCUCUUACUUCCCCCUCCUCCCCCCUUCUUAAUUUCAUUGUUCUUGAAACUGAAAAUAGAGGGGAAUAUUGUAAGACCUGAUCAUCAAUCAAUCGGCCUCUUAAUAUAAACAUAUACUGAUAACAAAAUCCUGUACGCAAAAAGGGAUUAAUGGGGAGCCCAGGGUUAAGCAACCGGAAUAAUGGGCAGCACCUUGGUGUUACAGAACCAAUAUCUUUGGGUGGACCGACCGAAUUCGAUGCGAUCAAGACCCGUGAGCUUGAAAAGUUCCUUGCGGAUGCUGGUCUGUACGAGAGUCAAGAAGAGGCUAUCUCUAGGGAGGAAGUACUUGGGCGAUUGGACCAGAUUGUAAAGAAAUGGAUAAAAACAGUUAGCCGAGCUAAGGGUUUCAAUGAACAGCUGGUCCAAGAAGCAAAUGCCAAAAUAUUCACGUUCGGUUCAUACCGUCUGGGGGUGCAUGGCCCUGGUGCAGAUAUAGAUACACUGUGUGUGGGUCCAAGACAUGCAUCAAGAGAAGAGGAUUUCUUCAUCGAACUUCAUAAGAUGCUGGCUGAGAUGCCUGAAGUAACAGAAUUACACCCGGUCCCUGAUGCUCAUGUCCCUCUGAUGAAGUUCAAAUUUGAUGGGGUUUCUAUAGACCUUCUCUAUGCAAGGCUCUCACUUUGGGUCAUCCCCGAGGACUUGGAUAUUUCACAAGAUUUGGUACUGCAGAAUGCAGAUGAACAGACAGUUCGUAGUCUGAAUGGAUGCAGAGUUACUGAUCAAAUUUUACGUUUGGUGCCAAAUAUUCAGAAUUUUCGUACAACUUUGAGAUGCAUGAGAUUUUGGGCAAAAAGGCGGGGUGUUUAUUCGAAUGUGGCUGGGUUUCUUGGUGGUAUAAACUGGGCAUUGCUGGCUGCUCGAAUCUGCCAGCUAUACCCAAAUGCACUACCCAGUAUGUUGGGAUCUCGUUUCUUCAGGGUGUAUACCCAAUGGCGAUGGCCAAAUCCAGUCAUGCUAUGUGCUAUUGAAGAAGGAUCUCUGGGGUUACCCAUUUGGGAUCCAAGAAGGAAUCCACGAGACAGACCUCAUAUGAUGCCCAUAAUAACUCCUGCUUACCCUUGCAUGAACUCUAGCUACAAUGUUUCAUCGAGCACAUUGCGUAUAAUGACAGAGGAGUUCCAGAGGGGAAAUGAAAUAUGUGAGGCAAUGGAGCAAAACAAGACUGACUGGAAUACCCUCUUUGAGCCUUGCCCUUUCUUUGAAGUGUAUAAAAAUUAUUUGCAGAUUGAUAUCACUGCUGAAAAUGAUGAUGACCUUAGAAAAUGGAAAGGUUGGGUAGAAUCUAGACUUCGCCAGCUUACUUUGAGGAUUGAGAGAAACACAUUUGGUAUGCUUCAAUGCCACCCAUAUCCAAGUGAUUUUUCAGACAAAUCCAGACCAUUCCAUUGCUGUUACUUUAUGGGCCUGCAACGGAAACAAGGUAUGCCUGCAAAUGAAGGCAAACAAUUUGAUAUAAGGGCAACUGUUGAGGAAUUCAAACACAAUGUUGGCAUGUAUACAUUGUGGAAACCAGGAAUGGAGAUCCAUGUAUCUCAUAUAAGGCGCAAGAACAUUCCUCUCUUUGUGUUCCCUGGUGGAGUUCGGCCAUCCCGCCCUGUGAACGUAAUUGGGGAGGGUAGGAUGGUUACAAAACUGAGAUCUAAUUCUGCUGAAAAAUCAUGUGAAAGCACAGCAGGUGCUGUAGAUGCAGUAGAUGACAAGAAGAGAAAAUUGGAUGAUGAUAAUAACCCAAGAAAUGCGAAGUGUUUGUCUGCAAUAACUUAUGCCAGUGGGAGAGAAGCUGAGAUGUCUGGAAUUCGUAGCCUGCCUAUUAUUAGGUCGUCUGCCACCACCACUAGUACUUCAUGCUCCAUAAUAGGAAGCAGUAUGAAUGUGGAUGCUCUAGAGGGAGGAAGACAUGAACGUCUUGAAGCUGAUUCACACUGCAAUUCAUCAAAUGCAGAAUGUGUCACUCAGAUGCCUUCUCAUAAUGGUGGGGAAGCCGAGGAAUCUGUAGGAUGCAGCCCACCAAGUAGACCCCUUUCCUCCGGUGCUGGUUUAUCAUGCUGUAAAGAGGCAGAAAAGCUUGCCAUUGAGAAGAUUUCUGGUCCAGCAGUUGCCCACCAGGAUUUUCCAGCAGAGCUUGAUGAGCUUGAAGACGAAUUCAAUUCAGUGGAUCGAGCAAAAACUCUUGGAGGGGGUACAAAAGGCAACACAGAUGAUUCUUCAACAACAAAGGCAGAAGUAGCAGGGAGUCGAAUAGGUUCAACUAAGAGCUCCAUCCAGAAUGGAAGCUCAGAAGAGCUUGAGCCUGCCGAACUGGCUGCUCAAUUUGUUAACACGCUGCCUGCUUCUACUUCCGUGACACAAAGGAAGCCUCUCAUCAGGUUAAGCUUGAGUUCUUUGGCAAAAGCUACAGGUAAUAGCUCCUGAAAACAUAUUGUGAGUUUAGAGAAGGUUGGGGAAC